Darwinula stevensoni is the source of this 690-nucleotide messenger RNA. The record is from the annotation of a GenBank genome assembly. NCBI's taxonomy places the organism in Eukaryota, Metazoa, Arthropoda, Ostracoda, Podocopida, Darwinulidae.
AUGCUCCCGCAAGAAAUCAUCCGCAAAAAACGCGAUGGCCACGCCCUCAACCACACCGAAAUUACCGAAUUUGUGCAAGGUCUGAGUACCGGCAGCUGGAGCGAAGGCCAAGUAGCCGCGCUGGCUAUGGCUAUCUUUUACCGUGGCAUGACUAUGGAGGAGCGCGUAGAGCUCACCCGCGCCAUGAUGCACUCAGGCACAGUGCUAAACUGGCGCAGCCUAAACCUGGGCGGCCCGGUGCUAGAUAAACACUCCACCGGCGGGGUAGGCGACAAAGUCAGCCUCAUGCUCGCGCCCAUCGUGGCCGCUUGUGGCGGCUUUGUGCCCAUGAUCUCUGGCAGAGGGCUAGGGCACACAGGCGGAACCCUGGACAAAUUUGACAGCAUAGCCGGCUAUCAAACCAGCCCCAGCGUAGAGCUGCUAGAGCGCACCGUGCGCCAAGUCGGUUGCGCCAUCAUCGGCCAAACCGCCGAUUUGGCACCAGCAGACAAGCGGUUUUACAGCAUACGCGAUGUUACCGCCACGGUAGAAUCCAUCCCGCUCAUCACCGCCUCCAUCCUCUCCAAAAAGCUCGCCGCUGGCUUAGAGGGCUUGGUCAUGGACGUAAAAACCGGCAACGGCGCCUUUGCCGCCGAGCUUGGCAUGGCCCAGGAGCUGGCAGCGUCUUUGGUCGGCNAUAACAAUAUUUAA